GGGCUGGAGGUUUUGGGCUAUGGACGGAGAAGCUCCACGGCAACAGUCCUUUGGGGAUGCAUUCUCUUUCGUGAGGCAAGGCGCGUUCUACUCCGCUCCAGCGCCUCCUCCUUCAGGAUCGGCGCCAGCAGGAGCAGCAAGUGGGGCUUCUAAUUCGCAAUCUCGAAAUGCGAUCCUUGUGAGCCGGCGUCAGCAAGGAAAUCCGGUGCUCAAGUUUAUUCGCAAUGUGAGGUGGACGUUUGACGACAUUGUUCCCGAUUAUGUCCUUGGCCAGAGCUCCUGUGCCUUGUAUCUCAGCAUCCGCUACCAUCUUCUUCACCCGGAUUACCUCUACUUUAGAAUUCGCGAGCUGCAGAAAAACUUUAGAUUGCGAGUCGUGUUGUGCUAUGUGGAUGUGGAGGAUGUCAUUAAGCCAUUGCACGAAGUGACAAAGACGGCUUUGCUCCAUGACUGUAGUCUGCUCUGUGCUUGGAGCUUGGAAGAAUGCGCUCGCUACCUGGAAACUAUAAAGAUGUACGAAAACAAGCCAGCCGAUAACAUCCAAGAAAGGACUGACCAAGACUACUUGUCCCGACUCACAAGUGCAUUGACGAGCGUAAGGCAUAUCAAUAAGACGGAUGUUGUUACACUCGGUUCAACAUUUGGGAGCAUGGCAUCAGUGAUGAGCGCUUCCAUGGAAGAUUUAGCACGCUGUCCUGGUAUCGGCGAGCGGAAGGUGAAGCGACUCUAUGAUGCAUUUCAUGAACCUUUCAGGCGUACGUCUAAACAGCUGCGUCUCAGCAGCGUGGGGAUCAAACCAAUUCAAGAGGCUCCCAAGUGAAAGUUUGCGGGGCUAGUGUGUAUGGAGAGCUACGAGGUAGAAGAGAAGAAAUUGGCGGCAGCUCACGCCUUGAUGCAUUACUCUCCAUUCGUCAUGACUUGUAUUGGAGAAAGCGUUUCUCCGAGCCAGCUUAGGAUCCAUCUUCUCAAGGAACUUUCCGGAAUGCCAUCUACCUUGA
This is a messenger RNA of Selaginella moellendorffii, 998 nucleotides long. Its product is annotated as DNA excision repair protein ERCC-1. Lineage: Eukaryota; Viridiplantae; Streptophyta; Lycopodiopsida; Selaginellales; Selaginellaceae. The transcript has 12 exons. The coding region runs from base 20 to 820 and encodes 266 amino acids. The record is from RefSeq and is a predicted model, not a curated record. Gene Ontology annotation, molecular function: single-stranded DNA binding; damaged DNA binding. Gene Ontology annotation, biological process: UV-damage excision repair; nucleotide-excision repair; meiotic mismatch repair. Gene Ontology annotation, cellular component: nucleotide-excision repair factor 1 complex; nucleus; ERCC4-ERCC1 complex.